Symbiodinium sp. CCMP2456 is the source of this 696-nucleotide messenger RNA. The record is from the annotation of a GenBank genome assembly. NCBI's taxonomy places the organism in Eukaryota, Dinophyceae, Suessiales, Symbiodiniaceae.
AUGCGCCCGCAGCGGAGAAGCGGCCUUGCAGAAGGGGCUACCACCUUGAUGCUCCGGCGCUUGCCAGAAGAUUGGGACGCGCAGAGGAUCGUGGAAUGGCUUCGGGAGAACCGGCUCAAGCUCAACCAGAUUGAUUUUCUCUACGUUCCUUUCGAUAAGCGGGCAGACUGCAACAUCGAACUGGCUUUCAUCAACUUUGUGGAUCACUCCUCCGCCAAAAAAGUCUACAACAUCAUCGUGAGGCAGAACAGGGAUGGCAUCUGGGAGACCAUAGUAAGUGCUGGAAACAUCCAGGGGUUUGACUGGAAUCUAGCCUACUUCCUGGCACGGUUUGGCCAUCAGGGUGUUUGGGAAAAGGAUGCUCCACUGAUCUUCAGAGAUGGCCGCCAGCUCCAGGACAGACAGGAGAUCAUGGGGGUUUAUGCAUCCCUUCCACCGGAGAUCAUGACGGAAGCUACCAGGUUCGUGAGGGAAGAAAGUGCGGGCACGUUCCCUUCGCCGGGAAGCCGGCGUCGGGCCCAGCAGCUUCCGUGGAAGCUGGGGGAAGAGACCGAGGGACGACGAGGAGCAGAAAUCGCUGUACCCACUCCGGCGAUGGGGACGAACGUCGUCGAGAUGGGUCUGGAGAACAGUGAGGUAGAGCUCUUAGCACUUAUACAAGAAGUGCAGACUGGCGCUUGGCUGUUUAGGUUCUGA